Messenger RNA from Talaromyces marneffei, 807 nucleotides. RefSeq lists its product as uncharacterized. The record is from RefSeq and is a predicted model, not a curated record. Lineage: Eukaryota; Fungi; Ascomycota; Eurotiomycetes; Eurotiales; Trichocomaceae. The transcript is spliced from 2 exons. Bases 1 to 807 code for a protein of 268 amino acids. Gene Ontology annotation, biological process: protein targeting to membrane; protein targeting to vacuole; ubiquitin-dependent protein catabolic process via the multivesicular body sorting pathway. Gene Ontology annotation, cellular component: ESCRT I complex.
AUGGCUCAAUCAUACUCUCCUCAACAAUCAGCCGGCUGGAGCAGCUCCUCUUUCCAACUCCCCGUCCACUCCGAAACCCCACCACCUCCUCCCCCAAAGCCGGAUAGCCACGAAGCAAGCCGACGCGGGACUCCCUUGGCUGGGGGCCUACCAACUCCGCCUAAUCAGUCUCAGGGAUUCCAGAGUCCAAGAAAUGAAUAUAAUAAUCCUGCGAUGAAUCAUGCUGCGCAGGGAUAUGGAGCAGAACAACCGCAGGCGCUUGCAGAACCUCCGCGUUUGGAAGAUGAUUGGCUACCGGACAUAGUCAAGAAUAAGACAACACCGGAACUCCAAUCAAUUUUAUCCAACCCCACCCUCCUCUCCGCGCUUUCUACCUUGCAUCCAUCCUACCCAGCCUCUCAACAAGUCCUCCAAUCGCAUCUAGACUCGAACAAAGCCUUAGCCCAGCACGUCCUCGAGCUUGAAUCACGCGUCGCAAACCUGCGCGCAACAACCGAGUCCCUCCUCCUUAACCACCAAUCCCUCGAAGUAUCGUGGCGCAAGAAGCAAGCCGAAAUGGAUGCUGCACUGGAACCUUGGUCCCCGAAAGCGUUGUAUCAGCGUCUUGCUGCUGCAGUUGCGGAACAAGAAGCUAUAUGUCAUGCGGUUGAAGAGAGCUUUUUGGAGGGCGAUCAUCAUUCGGGUCGUGCUACGGAUAAGGAGGUUACGGAUUGGGUGAGAAGGAUUAGGACCGAGGGUGCGAAAUUGGAAUCUAGGAAGGAGGCUAGAGCACGUUGGGAUGAGGGUAGAGUUGGUGGAUGGCGUUGA